Messenger RNA from Sycon ciliatum, 2769 nucleotides. RefSeq names its product oxidative stress-induced growth inhibitor 1-like. NCBI's taxonomy places the organism in Eukaryota, Metazoa, Porifera, Calcarea, Leucosolenida, Sycettidae. The coding region runs from base 297 to 2153 and encodes 618 amino acids. The transcript is spliced from 3 exons. The record is from RefSeq and is a predicted model, not a curated record.
UGGUGUAGAGUAAAAUAUGCGCGGUGUCGGCCAUCGGUGGGACUUUUCGAGCCCUCUUGAGUUUGGGAGUAGUAGGUGACAAGUACUCUGGUGGAGCAGUGCCUACAAGAUAUCCCCAGCUAGCCAUGACAGGCGCGAAGAGCUCGGCCUGAAAAUCUGGCUGUAAAAAGUGCAGUCCCAUUUCUGCUGUGAUCAGACUUGUGUUGGUGUGAAUAUUGUACGGCUGCUGAGUUUGUUGAGGGAAAGAGUUUCACUCUUCCGCUUUUCUCUGUUUGCUGGCUCCGCGGAGUCCCUGGAUGGCAACAGGAGAGAAACAACAGGUCAAAUCUUCUUUGAGAGACGACGUAGAAGUUGCCGUGAUAGGCAAUGGACCAUCAGCGAUCGCUCUAUCUUUCUUGCUGACUGGAUAUCGGCCGUAUUGGAAUGGGCAGGUUCACCCUAACGAAUACCUGGCUCCCAAACUCGCGGCGUGUGAGGAACAGUCGAUUCUCGAUCAGGACUUGGAGUUCCUCAGCGAAGGCCUAUCACUAUCAGGCCGGUGCAAUAACCCAGUCUCAUUGCUCUAUGACCAGCUACUGCUGCCCGACGCUGACCUAGGUUGCCAGGCACCACCCGUAGUCAAGUGGCGACACCAUCCCGAGCUUGCCAUCGACCAUGUGGUGCUGGGACGGGGAUGUGUUGGCGGUAGCUGGGCCAACAUGCCAGCUGACCUGCAGUCGCUCAGCUACGCACGCUGGCUGCAGCUGCCCGACAUGUCCAUCACCGACUUCAUCCAGCAAAUGUCCAAGAGCGAAACGUCCGCCAUAGAGCGUGGCCGCUGUGGUGUGGUGGCCCACUACUAUCAGCAGUACGUACGCCGUAAGAACCUUCACACACACUUUUUCUGCAGCGCAGAGGUGACUCAGAUACGGCGCUUGGAUCACCUUGGUGACCAGGACUCCAUUGACGGUUCGCCAUUCCUGUCCGUCUUUCCCCAGAACAGCUGUUGUGUGUCGCUGCCAUCAUGUUCCCCUUCUCCGCUAGGCCAGCAGCUCAGCGACCCAUUCAGCAGUGCCUGUAUUACACCGACUACGGCAGCGGAGUCACGCCUCUGUACCAUGAGUGUGUCUCCCUCUCCAGCAUCAUCAGUACCAAUCACAACCACCGCCGCUGCUAGCCACUGUGGCUGCAUGUCGACCAGUAGCUCCGAAAGCCUCAGCAGCCAAUACAGUGCCACCAGCAUCGGUGACGAUGUUCUUGUACCGUGUAUUCCUCACUCUAAUACCAGUAGUCCUGCUUCAUCUUCGUCCUCUGCUUCAUCCAUCACCGACGGGUAUGAAGAGAAAGACUCUGGCGUCGACACUCAGACCAUGCCGGUGGAGGCCAGCUCAGCCAAGUACAAUUGGUCUGUGUGCGGAUGUCACAGUCGUAAACCGUUCCACUUCAACGCCAAACAGGUGGUGGUCGCCGUGGGCACGUCCGACGAACCACGUCGUCUCAACGUGCCCGGCGAGGGAAUGGACUUGCUGUCGUAUGGCUGCCCAACACCGGGAAGGCUACGCUCCAUCGCUGGUCGUGUGAGUUGUGCUAGACCACUGGUGGUGGUGGGCUGUGGUCUAACAGCCGCUGACACCGUAUUGCUAGCCCUGCAGCAUAACCUGCCUGUCGUGCACGUGUUUGGACGACCACCGUCCGACACAUCCCUGGUGGUCAAUCGCAUGCCGGCGUUUGUCUACCCGGAGUACAGCCGCAUCAGCAAGCUGAUGCAGACGCGGGUGGGCUUCACCGACAAGCCGCUGGUGUUCGACUCCGCCGAGCCGUACAUCUCUCUUCCGUGUCAUCACAUAGUCAGUGUAUCUCCAGAGUCGUGCACACUGCAGGACAGCGAGCAGAGAGACGUCAUUCUACCAUGCUCUUACAUCUUCGUCGCUGCUGGCAGCCGCCCCAAUCUCAGCUUCCUUCCACAGAGUGGUCAGAAUCUGGCUUUUGAACCGUCAGCGGACUUUGACAGUCGUGCUAACCCGGUGGAUGUGGAUAUGGGGACAUUUGAGAGCACGCGCAUGCCUGACCUCUACGCAAUGGGACCACUCGUUGGUGAUAACUUCGUCCGGUUUGCCAUCGGUGCUUCGCUGGGCAUCACCAAGAGCCUCGUGUCCAAGCUGCGUAGGUCCUGACGACGUCCUACUCUCCCUGUCCAACAUCUUGUGUCCACAACGCUGCGGCAUUCUCUUGUCCCGCGUCCACUCUCCCUGCUGCUUUUGUUUUAAUUCUCGCUGUUCCCUGGAGGAAAGUGAGGUAGUUUGUCUGUAUUUGUGCUUGCUGUUAAUCUUGUCCGUGCGUCUGGAGGUCUCCACCGAAUUUUGUUGUUGCCUGCGUUGCUGGAUAGCUAGCGUAACGCACCUUGUAAUCGUCGUCUUGAUCUGACAGUGCCGAUCUGGCACACUGCGUAGAAUAGGCCCAGCAGAGCUGUGGUGUCGUGGUGUUGUCACCGUACUUGUCCCCCAUCACUAUGAAUAACUCUACUCCUAAGCCGGCACUAGAAAUUUAGAGUUCAUAUUUUUACCCAUUUUCUUACAACCUCACUAUUUUCUUCACUGACUUCAGCCCAGUCUUCCUCGUCGUUCCUCCUAGAGAUUUCAGAUUCGACUAUACUUUUUCCGACCUAUAUUUUAAUGCUAUGCUUAGCAGUAGAGCUGCGCGCCAGAAGUGCAGUUCGCGUACUAUAGAGUGUUUGCAUUGUUUUUUUUAGCACUACAGAAGAAACGUGUGAAGUGACACGUGUUCCAGAGA